AUGAGGGUCACUCCUUUCGGGGCCUCUAUCGCUCUAUUAGUUCCACGGGCUCUAGCGAUAUCUGCUACGCCCACUACCUCUACCGCCGCGGCAGCAAGCUGUACAGCCUCCCUCAUCACCAAGCUCUGCAGCUACCCGGAACCUGGCGCAGACUUUGCCGUCGCCAGUGACGGCACGGCCUUCUGCUGGGACUACUGUAACGCCAACCCUCCCUGUAGCUUUGUUAUCUUCAAUGCCGGCAACCCUAACACGGGCACCGGCACUUGCUGGCUGUACCCGGGUGAAACCUACGAUGCGAGUGAAGGCAGUUCGAACUGCAGCAAUCCUACCCUGUCCGUCUACAGCCAGCCCGUAUGUCCGAAUGGGAGCGCAACAACCACUACUGGCGCCUGCACCGCCACCGCGACUCCCUCUGCUAUUGCCUCGGUCUGCGGGUACCCGGCGCCUAGUGACUGCUUCGAUAAUUGUGUUGCCAGUACGGGCGCAUCGAGCUGCUUGAGUCAAUGUGCAAAGGCCGAUUCCUGCAGCUACGUUGUCUUUAACCCACACAAUGAUGACAACUCGCCGUAUGCCUCAGGCACUUGCUGGAUCUAUCCGAACGGCACAUUCAACGCUGCGUCUGCAUCCACUUGCAGUGGCGAUCCUGAGCAGUUUGUGUAUAAUAAUGUGUGUCCCAAGCCAUCAUCUUCGUCGUCCUCCAUUUCAUCAUCUGCUACCGAAAGCUCUAGUGGCACUGCAGACACUAAUUUGGGCUCCACCGCUAGCAAUGCUACCGGCUCAACAACUAGCAGCAAGAAUUCUGCACCUUCGGGCCUUUCGCUCACUAAUCCGUUAGCUAUAGGCGGGGCUAUGUUAAUAUGGCAGGCACUUUAA
Messenger RNA from Penicillium macrosclerotiorum, 873 nucleotides. RefSeq lists its product as uncharacterized. The record is from RefSeq and is a predicted model, not a curated record. Bases 1 to 873 code for a protein of 290 amino acids. The transcript has a single exon. NCBI's taxonomy places the organism in Eukaryota, Fungi, Ascomycota, Eurotiomycetes, Eurotiales, Aspergillaceae.